GCGGCACGGCCCUGUCGGAGCACCGCCCGGACCUGUUCAACAUCACCCGCCAGACUCGGACGCCACAGGGCGUCCGCAAGCACGAGAAUCUCAACCGCGAGCAGGGCCUGACUGGCACAUCCGCAGUUGCUUUGCAGACGGAGGAGAGGGAGACGAAGUUGCACUCGCUCGCCGCGGAGCGGCGUCAAGGAUGCAGGCUGGGCGCGCUAUGCUUCAACCUUGGCUACGAGCUGGGCCCGGGGCGCGCGCGACGCCGUUUCGUCGACGACGGGUUCGCCCCGCAGCUGCCCACGCUCGAUGUGCCCUGGGCCACGGCUCUCGACGACAAGCUCGGCGUGCCCGGGAUUAGCGACACUCCAAACGAAGACGACGAGCACGUGGAUGAAACGGUCAUGUCUCAGCAACAAUAA
Molecule: messenger RNA, 410 nt
Organism: Prorocentrum cordatum
Lineage: Eukaryota; Dinophyceae; Prorocentrales; Prorocentraceae
Source: the annotation of a GenBank genome assembly